AUGCAUCCACUCUCGUUUUUCGAAUGGGGUGCGGCCUUGGGCCUGAUGGGCGGGACUUUGGCAGCUCCAGGCCCCCAGGUAUGCGACCCGGCUGAUGGAUCCGCGGUAGUCAUGCUGCAGCCCGUCGAGAUUCUCUGCAAUGGAAAGACUUUAACCUCAACACUCACUCGGACUUACACCAAGUACCCGGCGUCUCAGGCCUCGAGCCAGCCUGGCCAGCCCAAUGCGUCAGGCAUGCCUAAUAUUCCCGGUCGGCCUGGUUACCCCCCUUGUGAUGGUUGUGUUACCGUUACAACUACUGUCGCUUCCACGUUUUACACUACGGUUCCUGGUCCCAAAGGAGGACCCUCAACAGUCAUGGUUGGCGUACUCCCUCCCUGCGCUGACUGUGUCACUAUCACCAAGGAAGGUCCUAGUGCAUAUGUCAGUACUAUCCCUCCUGCUUCCGAAGGUGGCAAGACCACUGUAGUUACCUGUCCUGGGUCUCCUUAUUGUGUUGACUGUGUCACUGUCACCAAAACUGGACCUACUGCGUAUGUCAGUACCAUUCCUCCGACUUCUGAAGGUGGAAAGACCACGGUCGUCACAUGCCCUGGGUCUCAGUGUACCGACUGCGUCACUGUCACCGAGCACGGACCGACUGCCUAUGUCACUACUGUUCCUCCGGCCUCGAGCGGUGGAAGAUCAACGGUGAUCACUUGCCCUGGGCCUACGACCGUCACUGUAACUGGCAAGGUCCCAGCUACAACUCUUAUACCUCCACCAUCUAAAUGCCACUACUGCACGGCGACAGUUAUUAUUCCUCCAGUUGAGUUCACAACCCUCACUGAGACCGGCUCGACACCGGGAACGACAACUAUCCCUCCGUCGCCGGGAUGUACGUUCUGUACCGGCACAGUUAUUGUAACUGAGACCCCUGGCACUAUCGUUACCUUGACUACGACUGGGCUCAAACCGGGGACGGAAACUAUCGUCCCCACCGCCGGGUGUUCCAAGGCAUGCACUACCACAGUCCGACUAACUAAGGUCCCAGCAUCCACUCCAGGAGGGCUGACAACUGUUACAUCAUUUGCUUCCACGACGGGUUUAAUUACACUACCUCACUCUGCUGGUGGUACUACCACUGUGGUUACCUUCGUGCCUACCCCAACUGGAAGAUUGACAACUGUUACUUCUACAGCAUCAACCACUGGCCUUACCACUCUCCCUGCUACUAGCGGUGGCACAACUACAGUCAUCACGCUCAAGACUCCACCACCAUCGGGUGGCUUGACUACACGGACCUUAACUGAUUCGACGACUGGUUUAACAACCCUUCCAGCCACAAGUGGAGGAACUACAACAGUUAUUACCCGGGUCACCCCUCCUGUCACUCUACGUACUACUGUUACUGUUUCCUCCACUUAUUCCCUUACUUCCUCUACUUUUUCCUCUACUACUUCCUCAAGACCCAGUCCUUCCUCAAGCUCAAGUGCUUCCUUAAGCGCUUCCUCAAGCUUAAGUGCUUCCUCAACUGCUCCCUCAAGCUCAGGUGCUUCUUUAACUGCUUCCUCAAGCUUAAGUGCUUCCUCAACUACUCCCUUAAGCUCAAGUGCUUCUUUAACUGCUUCCUCAAGCUUAAGUGCUUCCUUAAGUGCUUCCCUAAGCAUUUCCUUAACUGCUUCCUCAAGCUCAAGUGCUUCCUCAAGCGCUUCGUCAAGCUUGAGUGCUUCGUCAAGCUCAAGUGCUUUCUCAAGCGUUUCGUCAAGCUUGAGUGCUUCCUCAAGCGUUUCGUCAAGCUUGAGUGCUUCCUCAAGCUCAAGUGCUUCCUUAAGUGCUUCAUCGAGUGCUUCUUCUAGUGCUUCCUCUACUACUUCCUCUACUGCUUCCUCUAUUAUUACCUCGACUACUUCCUCUACCAUUUCAUCUACUACUUCCUCUACUGCUUCAUCAAGCAGUACCACAACCCAGUGUGCUCAGCCCACUUGCUCUAACGGUAUAAGACGAGCAACCUACCCGGAACCAUUUGGGGGUAACACCGAAGACUUCAACGAGAGGUUCAACACAACAUAUUACAAGACGAACAGACCUCUGAGUCAACAAAUAGUGACCAGCUUCUCUGACAUCGGUGGUGCGGACGGCAACUUUGUAUCAUUCGAGUAUGCCGCGUUUGUGUAUACGUGUCAGGGCGGAAGCUUCUCUUUCGAGAUCACUAACGCUGAUGAUAUUGCUCUCGCUUGGUUUGGAAACACGGCUUGCGGCGACUUCCAGAAGAGCAACAAUCAAUCGUACGCCAGUUAUAAUGGAGGCCCGGGCAACGUCAAGUUCACUACGACCCUCCAACCUCAAACGUACUACCCCAUUCGACUUAUAUACGCCAAUGCCGCUGGCCCAGCCUCCCUCGGCCUUAACGUGACUGGUCCUGAUGGUCCGAUUUCCGAUGCACUAUUAUAUCCUGUACCGUGCGACAACUCGAAUUCUUUCGAGCCAUUCGGAACGGAAGUCUCGGCAGGAAGGGGAUGCACUAAUCCUUAA
Fusarium mangiferae is the source of this 2514-nucleotide messenger RNA. RefSeq lists its product as uncharacterized. NCBI's taxonomy places the organism in Eukaryota, Fungi, Ascomycota, Sordariomycetes, Hypocreales, Nectriaceae. Bases 1 to 2514 code for a protein of 837 amino acids. The transcript is spliced from 2 exons. The record is from RefSeq and is a predicted model, not a curated record.